This is a messenger RNA of Osmia lignaria (orchard mason bee), 1491 nucleotides long. It is a transcript of the gene Cluap1, whose product is annotated as clusterin associated protein 1. Gene Ontology annotation, biological process: cilium assembly. Gene Ontology annotation, cellular component: cilium; microtubule organizing center; intraciliary transport particle B. The record is from RefSeq and is a predicted model, not a curated record. NCBI's taxonomy places the organism in Eukaryota, Metazoa, Arthropoda, Insecta, Hymenoptera, Megachilidae.
UUAACAAUAAGAGGCAAGCAAACAGAAGCGUAUCCUUUCUAGUUUCUAAUUAAUUUUAUAUACCAGAAUGUCAUUUCGUGAUUUAAGAAAUUUUACGGAGAUCAUGCAAGUUCUCGGUUAUCCUCGACUGAUAUCUCUCGGAAAUUUCCGUUUGCCAAAUUUUCCACUUGUUGCGGAAAUUCUCGUUUGGUUGGUGAAAAGAUUUGAUCCAGAUACAGAGAUAUCUGGGGAACACAAUACUGAACAAGAACGUAUUUUACUGAUACGAACUAUUGCUGAAUUCAUGGCCUUGAAAGCAAACGUAAAAUUAAAUACCAAGAAAUUGUAUCAGGCUGAUGGCUAUGCUGUGAAAGAAUUAUUAAAAAUAGCCACAUUAUUGUACGAUGCUCAGAAUAAUAGUAACAAUAAUAGCAUAACAUCCCAUGACAAUGUUGGUCUAGCUAAUUUUGAUAUAUCUGAUAAGAGUGAGCAAUUGAAAUCAACUAAACAAUUAGCCAGUCAAUUAACUGUUACCGGUGCAUCGUUGUUUGAUUUGCUGGGACGUGAGGUGGAUUUCCGAGAAAUUCGUAAUUCAAAGGUUUCCAGUGAAUUUGAUACAUCAGAAAUUGAAGCAGCUUUGAGAAAUGUUAUUGAGAAUACACGUAAAGAAAUUGAUGACACCAAGAAGCAAAUUGAAAGCGUCAUGGAUACAGAACAAAACCUGGACACAAGAAUCGAAAGAAGACGCGCAGAACUAGAGAGAAAUCAAAAAAGGCUACAAACAUUGAAGAAAGUACGUCCAGCUUUUAUGGAGGAAUUUGAGAAGCUUGAAAUUGAAUUGAAAGCUUUAUACGAAAAUUAUAUAGAGAAAUUUCGAUAUCUUGCGUAUCUCGAACAUUUAUACGAAGACGAAGCUAAAGCUGAACAAGAAAGAUUCGAAAGGAGGCAAGAAGCAACACGAAAUCAGCUGAAGAAAAUGAGAGCUGAAGAUGCUAAUUUUGAAAGCAUGAUGGAAGGGAACGAUUCCAUCCUACCCUCGAAUCUUCAAGAACCUCCACCACCUCUUAGCGAUAUAGAAAAACAAAACACCGAGAAAACAGUUCCAAGCAGUCGACUGAAAUCAGCUGGCCGAUCGUCGAGAACGCAAAUAUCACAGCGUCGAAUUUAUGGCAGUAUGUCUGGGCGUCGAAGAGGAACGAUUCAAGAAUCAAAUGACAGUGGUGGUUCAUUAGACAGCGAUAGUGAUCUGUUAAUUGACGGUGAUCUGGAUGACGACGAUGAAGACGACGACGACGACGACGACGAUAUUCUAGACUCGGUAGGAAGAUCGGACAUCGGGAACUUUGAUCUGAAGGUUGGGCAAGAAAAACGAGCCGUUAGUAAGAUAGAUCAUUCGGACGAGGAUUUUUAACCAGGUUACAAAAACCAUUUACAAAAACUUGAAAAUAUACCGUUCGUCUUAUUAUCGAUCCAGUAUGGGCAUAUUUUUUUUUCCUUUUUUUUUUUUUUUUA